GGUCAUCAAGAGUAUAGUAGGUUUUACAAAGAUGAACAUAAGUAAUUAAUUAACUAAUUGUAAAACGCAAGCAUUCAUCCUAUAAAUUGUUGUACUGUGUGUUUCAUUGCAUAUCAAAAGCAACAAAAAUCUAAAACCAUCUCUCAUCACACAAAUAUUAUAAAAAAAAAAAGAUUGAGAGAUUUCUGAACCAUGGCAAGGUUGAUGAGCAUAAUCCCAGCUAUGAUGGUUUUGAUUUAUGCAACUGGAUCUCUAGAGAUCGCAGUCGGACAACGAUCAAAAUAUGAGAUUGUUAUUGCCAACUGCGAAAGGAGGAUUCCGAUAGGGCCUGGGCAAGAACUGUAUGAUUACAUAUUCAAGAACAAAGAGUCUGUGAGCGAUGAAGUUUGCCAAGUACUAGUGAAGGCAGGACAACCUUGUCAUGAUGUUCUCAUAAACGAAACUCUCAAGAGAGCAGAGUUCAAAGGACUGGAAGUUGGAUAUCUGCAAAGGAGUGAUGAGAUUUGGAACAAAUGUCUUUCUGUUAGCAAAUGUGUGCCACAGAAUUAAAUAUAAUUUUUAUACUACUAUAUAUAUCUAAUUAUUCAAAUAAUAAACUUUAUUUGUACUAAAUAAUAUAAAAUUUAAAAUAUGGUUGCAACUCAUUAAGAAAUCUAAAUUAUGUUGGUUUUGAUUAUGGCAUUUUUUUCCUUUUUUUAAUCAAUUAACUUGAAAAAUCAUAACACCCAACUCAAAUAGUUCUGAGUGGGCUAACCAUAUAUAACUCAUGUUUGUUAGUUAGACAUAAUUUUCUGGAUAUAACCAACGGUUGAGA
This is a messenger RNA of Tripterygium wilfordii, 814 nucleotides long. RefSeq lists its product as uncharacterized. Lineage: Eukaryota; Viridiplantae; Streptophyta; Magnoliopsida; Celastrales; Celastraceae. The transcript has a single exon. Bases 193 to 549 code for a protein of 118 amino acids. The record is from RefSeq and is a predicted model, not a curated record.